UCGCCAGUCAGCUGGUUCAACCAGACUGCUGAUGGCGCCCUCGGAGGAGGCAAAGACCCUGACAAACACCAGGUCUGGAAGGGCCAAACCCAAAGACCAGGUGCUGGCAGAGGCCACUAAGUUUGUCACUGGCCAUGGUGGAGACCCAGCUGACAGAUUUCUGGUACUGGCUCACUGCCAGCUGCAGUUUGGCAUGUUCCAGGGCCAGAGAUUUAGAUGGCUCCUGGAGAACAGCCUUGGCUAUGCAGUGUAUUUACUGCACAGCAUUUCCAAGGAAACUGUGCAGGCAAACCCUCUGUCUGAGAACAAACAGCUGUUCCUGGAGUAUACCUCUCAGAUCAGCGAGAUGACGGUGGAACUGGAGAAGUUUAGCCGUAAGCAGGAGAUGCAGAGGAAGGCAAAGGACACUGGAGACCAGGGCUGUUUGAUGGUGGAGUUUGGAGAUUUUAAGGGUCGCUCCAUGAAGGAAGUGUAUGAGGACCAGAGCCAGAAGGCCCAGGCCCUCAUCAAUUACCUGAAGACUGCUGAUGCCCGGCCCAACACCAACAUGGCCAUUUUCAAGACCUAUGUGUUGAAGAGAUGCACUGCAGCCUCCACCCUCCCAUCCUCAGCCUCCGCUUCUGUUGCACGUGCACCUGCAGCCUCCACCCUCCCAUCCUCAGCCUCCGCUUCUGUUGCACGUGCACCUCCAGCCUCCACCCUCCCAUCCUCAGCCUCCGCUUCUGCCUCACGUGCACCUGCAGCCUCCACCCUCCCAUCCUCAGCCUCCGCUUCUGCUACACGUGCACCUGCAGCCUCCACCCUCCCAUCCUCAGCCUCCGCUUCUGCCUCACGUCCAGCAGUAUUACAAAGUGGCGCAUGGAAGUCCACUGUAAAAUCUCUGCUGGCACGUGGGACAAAUCUGUCUCCUUCAGAGCUGGUGAAAAAACUGACAUCACCAGUUAAACUCUCUCCAGUACCGCAGCUCACCUCAAAACCCCGGCAGAUUUUCCCUUCUGACUCUGCUGAGAUUGAUGAUGAGGAAAUGGUACUGUGCAGCGCAAUCUCUUGCAGCCACACGGUUGCCCGUGAGGCCUGUGCUGAUCCUCCACCAGCAGCUCUCUCCUGCACCAACCGCCAGCUGAAGCUGCCCAGUCACUGGAAGGAUCAGCUUCCACCCUGCCAGCAGGAGUGA
Messenger RNA from Larimichthys crocea (large yellow croaker), 1174 nucleotides. RefSeq lists its product as uncharacterized. The transcript is spliced from 4 exons. Lineage: Eukaryota; Metazoa; Chordata; Actinopteri; Sciaenidae. Bases 32 to 1174 code for a protein of 380 amino acids. The record is from RefSeq and is a predicted model, not a curated record.